Messenger RNA from Vanrija pseudolonga, 5434 nucleotides. RefSeq names its product Protein argonaute-2 (gene Ago2). Gene Ontology annotation, molecular function: RNA endonuclease activity; single-stranded RNA binding; protein binding. The transcript is spliced from 23 exons. Lineage: Eukaryota; Fungi; Basidiomycota; Tremellomycetes; Trichosporonales; Trichosporonaceae. The record is from RefSeq and is a predicted model, not a curated record. The coding region runs from base 200 to 3823 and encodes 1207 amino acids. Gene Ontology annotation, biological process: regulatory ncRNA-mediated post-transcriptional gene silencing.
CUCACUCACCAACUCACUCUCACCUCACUCGUACUCCAUAAUCGCUCUCACACCCCCUAACUACCUACCUCACCUCUUAACCUCUGUAGUCUCCUAACCUCCUGACGCUACAAGGAACCCUAGCCAGCAGUUCAUACUCACUCCUCCUCACCCAUACCUCUACCUCUCACACCCACACCCACCCAUAACAAGUCACAAGAUGUCUAACAACCCGCCGUACCCAUACCGCGACCAAGGGCCACCCCAAGGCCAUCCGAGGGACCAGGGCCCUCCGCAAGGCUACCAGCCCACCCAAGGAUGGGGCGACCGGCGCGGUCCCCCUCGUCCCGAGCAAGGCCAGCGCUACCCCCCGCACCAGCAGGGGCAAGAGCAGUACGGCCCCACCGGCGGUGGCGACUUCUCUUCCCCCAUGCGCGAGCCGUAUGGCCCCCGUGGCGACGGGGGAGGCUUCAGGCAGCCGUACCGCGGCGCGCCGCCUCCGCCGUCGUCGUACGGCCCGCAGAGGGAGCUCACGCGCUGGAGUGAGGCGCUGCCGCAGGGCGAGCCGCUCGAGCCGCGUCGUGGCUACCCCCCGCCUCCGGCCGAGCGCCAGCCAUACAGCCCCCACCAGCCGUUCACUUCCCCACCCCCGCCCCAGUCCCAGCCCUCGCAGCCCCCAUCCCUCCACACGGGCCAGAGCUCGCCGCCCAACCUCAUGGAGUUCUCCUCCCCCUCAACGGCGGGCAAGGCCCAGCCGCCACCCCCUCCCACCGUCACCUCGCAGGCCACGGGCGCGUCCCAGCCCUCUGUGCGGGCGUCCAUCCCCUCCAUGUCUGACCUCCACCUCGCGCUGCCGGUUGUCGACACCGCGACGGGCCCAGGGCCGCGCACUCGCGUGACGUACCAGCAGGCGUACGGCACCCACCCUUCUCCUAUCCCCGACUCGCGCCUGCUCAGCAUCCCACGCGAGAGCCACAAUCCGUCCUCUCCACACCCUCCUUCCCUUCCGUCGUCCCCCUCCAUCCGCAGUCGCCCCACCGACACCUCCACCCUCAUCACAGGCAAGACGUCCACCGACGCGUCGUCCAACCCCGCCAAUGUGGCGCAGGAGGGCAUGGAGCCGCUCAAGCUCACCAGCUUCUACGUCCGUCCUGGCUUCGGGACGGCUGGCAAGAAGAUCCAGGUCCACGCAAACUACUACCAAGUCCGCACUGUCGACAAGCGCGGCCGUACCAUCCAUCACUAUGACGUGGAGAUAAACCCCGUCGUUCGCGACACCAACCAGAAGCGUCCUCGUAGCAUGCUCCGUGCGGUGUGGGAGCAGCUCAUCCUUGAGCAGACCUCUGAGGAGUGGAAGAAGGCGUUCGACGUCUGCGCGUUCGACGGCCGCAAGAACUGUUUCACCCCGAUCCUCUUCCCCAUCGAGGAAGGCCAGUCGCAUACCCUCAUCACGACGCUCGCCUCGGACCGUACCAUCCAGCGCCCUGACAACCGCGACGCUUCCUCGGACGGCGAGGAGCGUCGCUUCAAGGUCACCCUCAAGCGCGUGGCCAAGAUCGACCUAGAGGCCGUUAUGGAGUUCUGUCGUCCCCACGAGGGGGCACCGCAGAGCGAGGAGGCUUGCCUUACUGCCGUCAUGGCCACCAAUGUCCUGUUGCGCGACGUGCCCAGCAAGAGGUACACCCAGGUCGGUGCCACUGGCAACAAGUUCUACACCAUGAUGGGCUCGGCUCCCCUCCCCAACGGUGCAAUGGUGUGCAAGGGUUUCAUGCAAUCCUUCCGUUACUCGAGCUCUGGCCUUCCUCUGCUCAACAUCGACCUCGGUUGCUCGGCCUUCCUCAAGCCUGGCCCGGCACUCAAUGUCGUUCGCGACAUUCUCGGCCCCGGCGGUCGUGGCCGUACGGGCGAUAUCCUCGACUCGCACCUUGACGAGCGCGGCGUUGCCCUCCUCAAGCGCAAGCUCCGCGGCGCGAGGUUCACCGUUACCCACCGUCAGAGCAGCCGCCUUCACACUGUCCUGACUGUUACUCUCAAGUCCGCCGAGGAGAUCUUCUUCGCCAUUGAAGGCAAGGACGGGCAGCAGGCCCAGAAGAUGUCCGUGGCUAACUACUACCGCGAGCACUAUGCUCCCUUGCAGAGGCCCUACCUUCCGUGCGUCCAGUACAGCAAGCGCGCCUGCAUUCCCCUCGAGUUUGUCAACCUGGCCGAGUUCAACUCGCUUCCGCCAAUGAACCUCACGGCUGAGCAGACUGCUGCCAUGAUCAAGUUUAGUGCCGUUUCUCCAGAUGUGUACGCCAAUACUGUUAAUCAGUGGCGCAAGGAGCUCGCGUACGAGACCCAGAGCAAGAUUGCUGCCUGGGGCCUUCAGGUCAACACCAAGCUCAUCGAGAUGGAGGGCCGUCUCCUCCAGCCGCCCCCAGUGGCAUACCGCAGCCGCAACGCCUUCCCUCAAGGAGGCACCUGGAACAUGAAGGGCAACCAGUUCUACCGUGACGGCAACAGGCCGCUCGUCAACUGGUCCAUCAUCUCCUUCGACAAGUGGUUUGACCGCGACGACAUGGAGCGCUACGUCGAGUUCCUGUGUCGCUUCCUGCGCAACCUCGGCGUGACGGUGGAGAACCAGCGCCCUCCCAUCAUCCCACCAGUGGACCCCCGUAUGCCGGAGAACAUUGUCAAUGGGCUCAAGGAGGCUGCCCGCGCUGCCUACAUGGUGAACAAGCAGACCCCUCAGCUCAUUCUCUGCGUCCUUCCUGGAAGGGACGCAUGGUUGUACGAGAACAUCAAGAAGGCGUCGUUCACCGACCUGAAGUUCCCCGUUCCAACCCAGUGUAUGCAGAGCGCAAAGAUCCGCAAGAGCCAGGGACUUGCCGCGUACACGGACAACCUCGCGAUGAAGAUUGUCAGCAAGCUCGGCGGCCUCUCGCACCAGGUCCCGCCCAAGGAUCUCCCUGGUGUUGUCCGUGGCAAGACGAUGCUCCUCGGCGCCGACCUCGGCCACCCUCCCAUGCGCUUCAACUCCGAGUCGCCUACCGUCGCCUGCUCCGUUGCCACCUUCAACGCCGACUGCAGCGCCUACUCGUGCCAGAUCCGUUUGCAGAAGGGCCGUGUCGAGGUCAUCCAGGACUUGUCCUCCAUGGUGGAGGAACACCUCAAGAUCUUCGCCAAGAACAAUGACAACGAGUACCCCGAGCGCAUCCUCAUGUUCCGCGACGGCAUCAGCGAGGGGCAGUACGCCGCGGCGCUGCAGUACGAGCACGACGCCAUCGUCAAGGCGUGCGCGCGCAUCCAGCCAGACUACCGCCCGCGCAUCAUGGUAUGUGUCUGUGCUCGCCGGCACAGCACCCGAUUCUUCGGCAAUCGCCCCAACACCGAGCGCAAUGGCAACCUGCCCGCUGGGCUGUGCGUCGACCGCUCAGUGACCCACCCGUACGCGUUCGACUUUUACCUCCAGGCCCAUGCCGGACGUAUCGGCACGGCCCGCCCAACGCACUACAUCUGCCUGCUCGACGAGCUGGCCCUCACGCCCGACGACCUCCAGCAGCUCGUCUACGGCCUGUGUCACACCUUCGCACGCUGUACCGUCAGCGUGUCCCUCGUGCCAGUGUGCUACAUGGCCGACCUCGUGUGCCAGAAGGCCCGCAUGAUUGCUGCCAAGCAGACCUCAUCCGUUGCAGCCUCCGUGACCUCGGGCGGUCGCUCGUUCAACCGCGGUGCACCUGGCCCGCCCGCGCCGAGCGUCGCGCCGUCCGAGCCCAAGUCGGUCCUGUUCACCAGCGAUGUGUACGAGAUCCAGAACCUCAUCAAGAAGAACCCCGAGCUGAGCGAGGUGUCGUGGUGGAUGUAAAUCGCCACCUCGCUUGCCAUGUAGCCAGCCUCGCAUCGACCCAGCGCCUGAAGUUUCGUCCGUCCACAUUAUCAAGAGUACCUGUUGUCCGUCCGCAUAUCAAGAGUUUAUCAUCGUCCGUAUCAUUCGCCGCGUCACCAACAUGCCGUUCCAAGCCGUCUGCUCAACGGCCGUGCUGUACCAGCCGCCUGCUCCACCGCCAUGAGUAUGUAGAAUGUCACCACCAGCAUGCACCGUAGUUUCGAGCCCACACACACCAACCAGUCCAGGAGAUAGUGCAUAGGGCGCGCACCGAGAGGCAUGCUGUACAUACAGAGACCGUCUGGAGUUUCGCCUCAUAACACAUCAUCGUCGUCAUCACCAUCAUCGAGCACAUCCCUCACCUCACCUAGUCGUGAAUCAAUCACGUCACAACGGUCAAACUGAAUCCGCGAAUGCUGCUGUAUAACACGAUCUGAUCUGCACGAGGUCCCCAGAGGUCCCACGACAAAGAAGCCGAGUCCAAAUAUUCUAAGUAGUGCGCCUUGGUCGAAAGAGUGCGGGCGCGGGGUAUAGAUGCUAUGUGUUGCGUCGUCGCUUAGGCACCGCGCGACGUGCGGUACUCGCCCUCGGCGGCGGUGGCGGCGGCCUCGAUCUCGCCCUCGACACCACUCAGAGCCUCGGCGGCGGUGGAGAAGAAGAUGAGCUGGGCCUUGACGAGCGACGAGAGGUUUUGGAGGGGCUCAGGGUUCUCGAGGACAGCCUUCAUGAGGCCAAUGGCGGUCUCGGUGGCCUGGACGAGCUUGUCCUCGGCCUCCUCAACGUGGAGCCUAGCCUGCUCCUGCUUGGGCGCGCCGGCAGUCUUGAGGGCCGAGCGGGCAGAGUCGAGCUCGAGACGGGCAGUCUUGACCGCAGCGCGGGCCUUCAUGGCGAGACCAAUCGAGGUAGAGAGGGUCGCCUGCCAGGGGGUGACAAAGCGCUCGGCGAUGAGCUGGUCCUGGGCGAUGCGGGCGUCUCCGACCUUCUCGAGGGCGACGCCGUACGUGUUGAGGGCGUUUCCGAGACGGUCGUCGGCGCCGAGCUCGUCAGCGCCAGUCUUGGCCGCGCGCGAGAUGGCGUGGGGGAGCGUCUUGGGCGGGUGGGGCGACUUGGGCUUCUCGGCGGGCACGGCGCCGGCGAGCGCAGUGUUCUUGAGGUUCUUGUUGGCAAAGCUCGACCACGCGGCCUGCGCCUGCUGGCCGUACUCGGACAGGUUCUCCGUCACGUCCGAGGGGUAGUCGUACUACUCGGUCUCGUAGACCUUGGUGAUCUUGAGGAGCUUGACGUGGACGUCACGGAGGGCGUCGACGCGCGCCUCGAGCUGCUUGUACUCGGCGGGGAGCCUGCGUGAUGGCAUCGGGGGCGACGUUGCCGAGGCGCUCGCUGGUAGCCUGGACCGAGUUCCUGAGGCUCUUGUUGACGGCCGAGACGUCGACGGUGGGGAGGGCGGACGCGAACGACUUCCACGACUGCAUGGUGGGGGAUUUGGGCGGGGUGGAAGUAAGAGGGUAGGGGAGUCGAGGGAGAGAUGUGGAUGUGGUGGUGACUUUGUUGCUGUCAAUGUCGAUGAUGAUGCCAGCAGCAGUAGUGACG